AUUAUUUAAUCGUCUCUCUGCAGGACGGCAUGGAGGACGGUCACAGCGUCCCCCCGUCCCCGGUCGUCCACGUCCGCGGGCUCUGUGACGCUGUGGUGGAGGCGGAUCUGGUGGAGGCGCUCGACAAGUUCGGCAACAUCAGCUACGUGAUGAUGAUGCCGUUCAAGCGUCAGGCUCUGGUGGAGUUCGACAGCGUGGAGAGCGCCGAGCGCUGCGUGGCGAGCGGAGCCCGCGAGGCGGUCUGCGUGGCGGAGCGGCGAGUUUUCUUCAACUUCUCCACCAGCCAGAGGAUCAACAGACCGACCGGCGCCGAAGACCCGUCCGGCGGGAACAAAGUCCUGCUGCUGUCCAUCCAGAACCCGCUGUACCCCAUCACCCCCGAUGUCCUGUACACCGUCUUUAACCCCGUGGUUAACGUCCUUCGGAUCGUCGUCUUCAAACGCAGUGGCGUCCAGGCCAUGGUGGAGUUUGAAUCAGCGGAGGACGCUCAGAAGGCCAAACUGGCCCUGAACGGAGCCGACAUCUACGCCGACUGCUGCACGCUCAAGAUCGAAUACGCUCGGCCCAACAGACUGAACGUCGUCCGCAACGACAGCAACAGCUGGGACUACACCAAACACCUGCAGCCAGGUACACACACUCACACACACACACACACACACACACUCACAAACACACACACACAAACACA
Molecule: messenger RNA, 691 nt
Organism: Plectropomus leopardus (leopard coralgrouper)
Lineage: Eukaryota; Metazoa; Chordata; Actinopteri; Perciformes; Serranidae
Source: RefSeq, a predicted model, not a curated record